UUUCAACAAUUCUAUUCUUAUUCCCUCUCUUUCUCUCUUCCUCUGUCCUCCCCUAUCCCCCCUCCCCCUCCCCCUCCCCUCUCCUUCCGCCAUUGUCUCGCUCCUCCCCCCUCGCUUGCGGCCAAGGUUCAGCCAACCCCAGGUUGCCGCUCAAGCUCGCCAGACGCCGCCGCCUUGUAUGACGGUGCGCCUUAUUCGCGCAAGCUUGCAGCUAGAAGGAUUAGAUGACUGCUCCGACGACGCUCAAGCUUCCAACUUUUCCCACCCCGGCUGCCUGCAUUCCGCCCGGUUCAUUAGCUUGACCCGCGUCCACCACAGCCCGAUUCACGCUACCUCGAAUUUCGCUACGUCUAUUCUCCAGCACCACGACCCCGAUUCCUGCCAGAUCAAAGCCUCAGCGAUUCUCCGCGACCCUCAUUGCGUGCUCGGCCAUCGUCCCACCACCAUCUACCGCCUCGCACCGCACCGCACCGCACCGUCGCCGUCACCGUCACCGCCGAACGUAGCCGUACCCGAGUAUCUCGACAUCAAGCGAAAUUGCGCGCCCAACACCAACACCCCCGACUGCGUCCAUGUGUCAGAGCCUCAAGUCAUGGCAUGGUUGUCGUCAGUCUCCAGUUAACCACCUUGCACUUCUCGCCAAACCCCCGUGGUGGUGAACGCCCCUCCGUCCUCCCCCUUU
This is a messenger RNA of Colletotrichum destructivum, 682 nucleotides long. RefSeq lists its product as uncharacterized. The record is from RefSeq and is a predicted model, not a curated record. The transcript has 2 exons. NCBI's taxonomy places the organism in Eukaryota, Fungi, Ascomycota, Sordariomycetes, Glomerellales, Glomerellaceae. Bases 179 to 622 code for a protein of 147 amino acids.